Messenger RNA from Prinia subflava (tawny-flanked prinia), 6831 nucleotides. RefSeq names its product ATP binding cassette subfamily C member 9 (gene ABCC9). Gene Ontology annotation, molecular function: ABC-type transporter activity; ATP hydrolysis activity; ATP binding. The record is from RefSeq and is a predicted model, not a curated record. The transcript has 42 exons. Gene Ontology annotation, cellular component: membrane. NCBI's taxonomy places the organism in Eukaryota, Metazoa, Chordata, Aves, Passeriformes, Cisticolidae. The coding region runs from base 416 to 5140 and encodes 1574 amino acids. Gene Ontology annotation, biological process: transmembrane transport; potassium ion transport.
GAAGAGUUUGUGCACUUUGGAAACUCGAUAGGAGGCAGCAGCUGAUCUUCCCAUCACCAGCCUAAAAAUAAUCCACUCCAGGGCUUGGAGCGGCUUCACUAAGUGGAGGAAAAUCCUGCCAUCGGGAUGAUAUUGAUCACAUAGCACAACCGAGUGACACUUUGGGUUGGUAUUUUGGGGUUGUGUUUGCAAAGUCAUAAGUACCUUGCAGAGCAUGACGAUCAGAGUGAUAAUUCAGAGAAUGGGCCAAAUUCUCCAUCAAAUUGUGUUACAGCACAUGGACUGUUAGCAGAUGGUGCUUACUGAAGUUUGAGUCAGUUGACCCUCAGCUUUUGCCUCACACCAAAGGGAAGGCGAGCACUCUUGGUAGUCAACAUUUCUCCCAUUUCUGUAGUAGCCAGGCCCUCUGGAAGAGAUGAGACUUGCAUUUUGUGGCAAUGACAACGCCUCAGCCUACAACAUCAGUGCUGGUGUCCUCAGGAAUGUCUGCUUUGUGGAUGCCCUCAACUUGGUCCCUCAUGUCUUCCUGCUGUUUAUCACCUUCCCAAUUUUGUUCAUUGGCUGGGGAAGCCAGAGUUCCAAAGUGCAGAUUCACCACAAUACCUGGCUGCACUUCCCUGGGCACAACCUGCGGUGGAUCCUGACGUUCACCCUGCUGUUUGUGCACGUGUGUGAAAUAGCAGAGGGGAUUGUUUCUGACACACAAAUGAAAUCUCGCCACCUGCAUCUCUUUCUACCAGCUAUAAUGGGAUUUGUGGCUGCCACUGUAUCCAUAGUAUAUUACCAUAAUAUUGAAACAUCCAACUUUCCAAAGUUACUGCUGGCCCUGUUUCUUUACUGGAUAAUGGCCUUUGUCACCAAAACCAUCAAGCUUGUCAGGUACUGCCAGGACGGGGUGCCUUUUUCUCAGCUGCGUUUCUGCAUCACUGGAAUCAUGGUCAUCCUCUAUGGGCUGCUGAUGGCUGUGGAGAUCAAUGUCAUCCGAGUCAGGAGGUAUGUGUUCUUCAUGAACCCUCAGAAAGUAAAGCCUCCAGAGGAUCUGCAGGAUCUGGGGGUGAGGUUCCUGCAGCCAUUUGUCAAUUUGCUCUCAAAGGCAACUUAUUGGUGGAUGAACACUCUCAUUAUUUCUGCUCACAAGAAACCUGUGGACCUGAAGGCCAUUGGGAAGCUCCCAAUUGCAAUGAGAGCACUGACAAAUUAUGUCUGUCUCAAAGAAGCCUACGAGGAACAAAAGAAAAAGGUGGAGGACCAUCCCAACCGGAGUCCUUCCAUUUGGUUGGCCAUGUACAGCGCUUUUGGACGGCCAAUCCUGCUCAGCAGCACCUUCCGCUACCUGGCUGACCUGCUGGGCUUUGCUGGGCCACUCUGCAUUUCUGGGAUUGUCCAGGGCUUCCAGAAUACAACCAAUAAUACAAAUUCCACAGAAAAGGUGAGGGAUCCAUCAAACUCCUACCUUUCAUCAGAGGAAUUCCUCAGGAAUGUUUAUGUCUUGGCAGUCCUUCUCUUUCUGGCCCUUAUUCUGCAGAGGACAUUCCUGCAGGCCUCCUACUAUGUGACUACAGAGACUGGCAUCAACCUCCGGGGUGCCCUACUGGCAAUGAUAUAUAAUAAGAUCCUGAGGCUUUCUACAUCCAACUUGUCCAUGGGAGAGAUGACGCUGGGACAAAUCAAUAACUUGGUUGCCAUAGAAACCAACCAGUUGAUGUGGUUCUUGUUCCUGUGCCCCAAUCUGUGGGCAAUGCCUGUUCAGAUAAUAAUGGGUGUGAUCCUCCUCUAUAACCUCCUGGGAGUGAGCGCCUUGGUGGGGGCCGCUGUCAUUGUGCUCUUAGCUCCCAUCCAGUACUUCAUAGCCACCAAGCUGGCUGAGGCUCAGAAGAGCACUCUUGACUAUUCUACUGAGAGAUUAAAGAAAACCAAUGAGAUACUCAAAGGCAUUAAGCUAUUAAAGCUGUAUGCCUGGGAGCACAUAUUUUGUACAAGUGUGGAAGAAACGAGAAUGAAAGAGCUCACCAGUCUCAAAACCUUUGCACUUCAUACAUCUCUUUCCAUUUUUAUGAAUGCAGCCAUACCAAUAGCAGCUGUUCUUGCAACCUUUGUGACUUAUGCAUACACCAAUGAAAAGCCACUGCAGCCCGCCCAGGCAUUUGCAUCCCUGUCACUGUUCCACAUCCUGGUCACACCUCUGUUCCUGCUCUCCACCGUGGUUCGUUUUGCAGUCAAGGCCAUCGUGAGUGUUCAGAAGCUGAAUGAGUUUCUCCUGAGUGAUGAGAUUGGAGAUGACAGCUGGAGAGGUGGGGACAGCUCUGUACCUUAUGAAUCCUGUAAGAAGCACACAGGACUUCACACCAAGGCCAUCAACAGGAGGCAGCCCCUGAGGUAUCAGCUUGAAAGCUACGAGCAGCCAGCAAGGAAGCAGACACGGCCUGUGGAGAUUGAUGAUGUGGCCAUUAAGGUGACCAAUGGAUACUUUUCAUGGGGAAGUGGUUUAGCUACACUGUCCAACAUAAACAUUAGAAUCCCAACAGGUCAGAUGACAAUGAUUGUGGGCCAAGUUGGCUGUGGCAAGUCUUCACUUCUCCUUGCUAUAUUGGGAGAGAUGCAGACCCUGGAGGGAAAAGUUCACUGGAGCAAACUGCCUGGCAGACAGAUGAAUACAGAAGGAUACUUCAGUGUAAAUGAAACUGAACCUUCUUUUGAAGCAUCCAGAAGUAGGAACAGGUACUCCGUGGCUUACGCAGCCCAGAAGCCAUGGCUGCUCAAUGCCACCGUGGAGGAGAAUAUCAUCUUUGGCAGCCCCUUUAAUAAGCAGAGGUACAAGGCUGUUACAGAUGCCUGUUCUCUGCAGCCUGAUAUUGACUUACUGCCAUUUGGUGACCAGACAGAAAUUGGAGAAAGGGGGAUUAAUUUAAGUGGAGGCCAACGACAGAGAAUCUGUGUAGCUCGAGCACUCUACCAGAACACCAACAUUGUCUUCUUGGAUGACCCAUUCUCUGCACUGGACAUUCACUUAAGCGAUCACUUAAUGCAGGAAGGGAUUUUGAAGUUUCUACAAGAAGACAAGAGGACUCUUGUUCUGGUGACACAUAAAUUACAAUAUCUGCCACAUGCUGACUGGAUCAUAGCAAUGAAGGAUGGAAUGGUGCUUAGAGAAGGGACACUAAAGGAUAUCCAAAACAAAGAUGUUGAGCUAUAUGAACACUGGAAAACUCUGAUGAAUCGCCAAGAUCAAGAGUUGGAAAAGGAUAUGGAAGCUGACCAGACAACUCUUGAGAGAAAAACCCUCAGAAGAGCCAUGUACCCCAGAGAAUCCAAGUCACAACUGGAAGAUGAAGAUGAAGAGGAGGAAGAGGAAGAAGAUGAAGAUGAUAACAUGUCAACUGUCUUGAGGCUCAGGACAAAGAUGCCAUGGAAAACCUGUUGGAGAUAUCUGACCUCUGGAGGAUUUUUCUUGCUCUUUCUGAUGAUUUUCUCCAAGCUCUUGAAACACUCAGUUAUCGUGGCCAUAGAUUACUGGCUUGCUACGUGGACAUCCAUGGACAAUACAAAUGAAGCCAGGAAUGCUGAUGAGGAUAAGAGCAAAGAAAAGACUUAUCAUGUAGCUGUCUUCAGCAUCCUCUCUGGAGCUGGGAUUGUCCUUUGCCUCAUCACAUCCCUGACUGUGGAGUGGAUGGGCCUCACAGCAGCCAAGAACCUACACCACAAUCUCCUCAACAAGAUCAUCCUUGGACCAAUCAGGUUCUUUGACAUGACUCCACUGGGGCUAAUUCUAAAUCGCUUCUCUGCUGAUACAAAUAUCAUUGACCAGCACAUCCCUCCCACGCUGGAGUCUCUGACCAGAUCCACCUUGCUCUGCCUGUCAGCCAUUGGGAUGAUCUCCUAUGCCACUCCAUGGUUCCUUGUAGCCCUCGUGCCCCUGGGCAUAGCAUUUUAUUUCAUCCAGAAAUACUUCAGAGUUGCUUCCAAGGACCUCCAGGAACUUGAUGACAGCACCCAGCUCCCUCUGCUGUGUCACUUCUCUGAGACAGCUGAAGGCCUUACCACCAUCAGAGCUUUCGGGCACGAAGCCAGAUUUAAACAACGUAUGCUGGAGCUGACGGACACGAACAACAUUGCCUACUUAUUUCUGUCAGCUGCCAACAGAUGGCUGGAGGUCAGGACGGAUUACCUGGGUGCUUGUAUUGUCCUGACUGCUGCUGUCACAUCCAUCACCGAAGGGCCACACUCGGGGUUCGUGGGGCUGGGUCUCCUGUACGCUCUGACGAUAACCAACUACCUGAACUGGGUAGUGAGGAACCUGGCUGAUCUGGAAGUGCAGAUGGGUGCAGUGAAAAAAGUACACAGCUUCCUGAACAUGGAGUCGGAGAACUACGAAGGCUACCUGGAUCCCUCUCAAGUCCCCAAAGACUGGCCCCAGGAGGGGGAAAUCAAGAUUGAAAAUUUGUGUGUUCGCUAUGAAAACAACCUGAAGCCUGUUCUGAAGCAUGUGAAGGCCUAUAUCAAACCAGGACAAAAGGUUGGGAUCUGUGGUCGCACUGGCAGUGGCAAGUCCUCCCUGUCCUUGGCAUUCUUCAGAAUGGUGGACAUUUUUGAUGGGAGGAUAGUGAUUGAUGGGAUAGACAUCAGCAAAUUGCCUCUGCACACGCUCCGGUCCCGGCUCUCCAUCAUUCUCCAGGACCCAAUCCUGUUCAGCGGCUCCAUCCGCUUUAAUUUGGAUCCCGAAUGCAAGUGCACUGAUGACAGACUCUGGGAAGCUCUGGAGAUUGCUCAGUUGAAGAACAUGGUCAAGUCAUUGCCAGGAGGCCUUGAUGCCAUGGUCACAGAAGGAGGGGAAAACUUCAGUGUGGGACAAAGGCAGCUCUUCUGUCUGGCCCGAGCCUUUGUCCGCAAGAGCAGCAUCCUCAUCAUGGAUGAAGCCACAGCAUCUAUUGACAUGGCCACAGAAAACAUCUUGCAGAAGGUUGUGAUGACUGCCUUUGCCGACCGCACUGUUGUAACGAUAGCGCACCGGGUUCACACCAUCCUCACUGCAGACCUGGUCAUCGUCAUGAAGCGAGGGAACAUCCUGGAAUAUGAUACUCCUGAGAACCUGCUUUCCCAGGAAGAUGGCAUCUUCGCUUCCUUUGUCCGGGCUGACAUGUGAACAGCCACCCAAAGCAUUUUAACAGCUUAUUUUUAAAGAGAUGAAAUGCAAAUAUUUUCUACUCAGUGUAACAUCACUUUUACCUUUUUUGUUUUGUUUUUUUAGAGCUUCUUUCUUCACACUUCCAUCUUCCAAAAUAAUAAAGCCUAAUGCAAUACAUGUAUGCCUUGAAGCAAUAAAAAUGUCACUUUAUUCAAAGCUAUUAAACUUCACACGCACACACAUGCAUACAUGGAGGGAGAAAUUUUUACUUCCUGGGAAUUUGGCAUUUUCCUUAGACUUUUUAUUAUCUUUAUUUUUGUUUAAAGAGAGAAAAAGAAUGCACUAAUCUUAUAAACUUCACAUGUUAUGCUGGAACCAGCAAUCAAAUCGUGCAGUUUGUCAAGGAGACAAGAGGUUCCCCAGAUGCAUUCUGUCCCCAGAGAGAAAAAUUUGGAAAAACAUCCAAGCCCAUAGCACUUGGGGCAGUCUGCUGCAUUCCAAAGGCAUAAACUUUGCUCCCCAAGUUGUAGCAAAGGGGCAGUGAAUGAGGGAAAGGAAUUUCAUCAGGAAUAAGGACGUUUUUCCUGUCCUUCACUUUAGUAAGCACACUUCAGUUGUGACAGAACUAUUUUCAGUGCAACGACGGUUUAUUCCUACAGUCAGUUCCUAAAUCCAUAUUCAUUCUUCCAAUUUUCAUUAAAGAUUCAAAUCAUCCUAUGAUUAUGCAUGCUUUGAUAGGCUUAUAGAGGAAUUUUGUACAGUAUCUCAAGACUUUGUAUUAAAAUUGAUCUGAAUGUAUAAACUUGAUAUUAACCAAUUCUUUAAUCAUGUCUACUAAAAUAUUCUGCUUAAAGUGGCAUACAAUUCGCCAACCACUAAUUGUUUUAUAUGUCUUUAGUCCUUCAAGUUCUAUUUGGGGACAACCUUUAUUUUCCUUUACAUAUUUGUGGCCUACCUCUAAAUCAGAUCUAGUGCAAAGAGGUGUGAUUUUCAAGUUAUUGCUGCAUCCUCAAGAAUGUAGAUGAAAUCAGAUGCAAUAUUUACAUCAGACAGCUUUGCAAAGGUUGCCUCCACCUGACUUUCACACGUGUUUAGAUUCUGACCCAUGGGCAGUAAACACCCAGAAGGAGUUUCACAGGCAUAUUUUCAAAGGUACAGCUUGAGAGAUCAGCUUCCCUGGUAACAUUCAAGGUGAUUGUUAUUCAUCUGCUGCUACAACAUGUAGGAAGACCACUAAGUGUACUUAGGCCUAUUUUUAGUGUCAUUAAAAUAAUAUAAGGCCUGGCAUUUGCCCUCCUCCCCUGCCCCCGCAAAAUGCAAGAAUUUUGGAGAGGUUGUAGGACUUGAAAUUGGGUUUACAUUUAGUCUCACAGUGUAAAAAUGAUUUUUAAAUUGAUUUUUGGAAGUUUUUAUUUUCUCUGAUUAUUGAAAAUAAAAGCUGUGUGACACAACUAAACAAAAGAGCUCAGUAGUUAACAUUUUGUGAGGGGAAGUACUUCUGUGAUUUCCCUGUCUACCACUGUGAAAACAUUUUUGUUCUUUUCUGGAUCAAUUGCCUGUGCUUACCUUUGUCAUUCAAAUAAAAUACAUUUUUAAAAAGCAGAUGCCUGCAGCAGAUGGACAUAUUGUCCAAAUUUCACAGCCAAAAGGCCAAAAUUAUUCUUGAUUUAAUUUAAUUGUCUUCAGCGAAAAGAUAAUUGGAUUCCAUG